Vigna angularis (adzuki bean) is the source of this 2715-nucleotide messenger RNA. RefSeq lists its product as uncharacterized. Gene Ontology annotation, cellular component: nucleus; nucleosome; nucleolus. The transcript is spliced from 3 exons. Lineage: Eukaryota; Viridiplantae; Streptophyta; Magnoliopsida; Fabales; Fabaceae. Gene Ontology annotation, biological process: chromosome condensation; nucleosome assembly; negative regulation of DNA recombination. The record is from RefSeq and is a predicted model, not a curated record. Gene Ontology annotation, molecular function: double-stranded DNA binding; nucleosomal DNA binding. The coding region runs from base 211 to 2382 and encodes 723 amino acids.
GAGAGUAGUAUCUGCUAAACCUACGAAUUCCAAUGCGCCGUCAUACGCUAGUGGUUCACCUCCGCGGCUGUACCACUUAUUUUGGAACGUCGUUGCAGAAGUCGCGUUGAAAAUGCGCCUUUUCAGCAGAAGAUACAUUAUACCUGCAAUACACUUUACGUGAAGUGUCACAGAAACUUGGGACCAACGCAAUUCUCGAAGAAGACACUCAUGAGGCGAACAAAUCCCCGACCAAACCCCCAUGAAGAUUCCAGAACCACGCGCGUCAUGGCUCACCUCAAAGACUCUCUCAUUUCUCAACUCAAGAAACUCGACCCUUCGCUUUCCCUCCACUCGCGCCACUCCGCCCUCAUCGAACGCCGCCUCCGCGACCUUUUUCCCGCGUUCCACACCCCCACGCACCCUCCAUAUGCCUUGAUGAUACGUAGUGCGAUAUUAGGGUUGGAGGAUGGGUCGGGGUCGACGGAGGAGGCGAUAUCGGAGUACAUUAAGAGGGAGUACAGUGAUUUACCGUGGGCUCAUGCCAGGAUUCUAGGUCUGCAAUUAGAGAAUCUUUGUGAGAUAGGGGAGAUUGCGCGCGUUUCCGGUUGGAGGUAUGUGCUGAAGGUUGAGGAUGAAGUGAAGGAACAAUGUGAGGGUAGCGAGAAGAAGAAUAAGAGGGGCAAACGGAGAAGUAAUAAACGUGGCGAGACAGGGAGUGCUGAAGAAGAAUGCAAAAAGGGACGGGUACUAGGGCUUGGAAAACAAAUUCAACAACACCAGGAAGUAGAACCGCAAAGGGGUUUAGUAGAGUCACAAAAUCAGGAUUCCAGUGUGCAUUUGGAAACAACUUGUUCCUCCCAGCCAACAUCAUUGGAGUGCAUACCAGCAGCUGCAAACCCGUUAUCACCUGCACAAUUGCAACAGCAAAGGCCUUGUAAUGGGACUUCAGAAAGUAAUUUGGAUACAGUAGACAAGAUUUCGGGUUCAUUAUCUUUGAAUGUUGAGGUAUGCAAGGAAGAUACGACACUGAUGACUGUGCAUCAUCAUCAAUCCAAAGAGAGGGAGCCUAGUGGGUUUAAGCAAAUUGCAGAUCACGAGGGGAAGUCGUUGUUGCCCUCAUGUGAUACUACUGUUGCCGAGCAAGGGCCAAAUGAAGAGAAAACUGAUGAAAGGUGCCCGUCACAAACCCAAGGUCAAGCUACAACUGGAGGAAGGGGUCGUAGGCUACACAGAAAUGCCAAUUGCUGCAAUCAGAGGAUACACCUACAUGAUCAAGCUGAACAUCUAAUGUGUUCUUCACAUUCAAACCAAAAAGAAUCUAGAGAAGCACCUAAUUUUCCUGUUAAUCCAUCGCACAAUUUUGGUCAGCAAUAUUCGGUUCCUACUUCACAAGGGUAUCUGGAGGGCACAAUAUCAGCAGAAAUAAAAUUACCUCCAACACAGGUGCAACAUGAAGUUUCUUCAGAUAUUGAUUUAGGUAGAUUGUCCAGAAUAAAAGCUUCAUCAACUUUAGGAAAUGUUCACGAUGAUCAACCCCAGCAUUACAGUGAAGGAAGUUCUAAAGGGAACCUAGACGAGGGUCCUAUGACCUGGGAUAAUGACCAGAGGCCUCCAAAACGUGGGAGAGGAAGGCCUCGAAAGUUCCAGACUGUAGCAAAUUGUGCAGUAGGGACAUUGUUGCCUUCAGAUGAUGGCAAUCUUCACGAACAUAAACCAAAUAUAAACGAAAUGGAGAAGCAGGAUCAGUAUGGCGGGGGUAGAGGUUUAGGGAGAUUUGGUCGAGGUAGAGGUAGAGGUAGGGGCAGAUCUCCUACACUAAAUAGAAAAGCUAAUCAAUUUGACGAGCAAUUACAACAAGGACAAUCUAAGCAGCUUGGUCGAGGUAGAGGCAGAGGUCGUCGUGGCAGGCCACCAAAACCGAAUGAAAAUCCAAUCCAAUAUGAAAAGCAACCACAACAAGAAGAUCAACAUCAGCAGCACCGUCGAGGAAGGGGGAGGCCCCCUAAACGGAACAUAAUCGAUUAUGAGGCACAAUUAUCAGAAGUUCAAGCUAAAGAACAGCAUGUUCGAGCUAGAGGCCGUGGAAGGCCUCCUAAACCAAAUCAACAUGCAAAUCAGUUUGAGGACCAAUUGCAAUCUCCUAGUUCAGGGAGGAAUGAUAACCAAAGUUUGGAGCAGAAGCAGUUCAGUGUACAAAGUCCGGUAAGGCGUCAUGAAUCAGAGUCAGGAGAGGCAAAGUCACCUGCAAAAUUAAGGCAGGAAUUGGAAUCAAAGUAUGGGUCGGGUGAGGUUUCCCGGUCAAACGUUGAAGAAAAUGAUAACCCAUGGCGUUUAAUGCCAGUACAACGUAAAGUUCAAGGUAUUGAUGGAUGCUGGCCACUUAGGCAAAAUCAGAAAUAGAAUCGAGUUAUCAGUACUUGGAAUACAAGCAUGACAAUAUCAGGACAGGGUCUCCUAAUUCACUUUGCAGGUUUAUGGAAGCAUAAAAAACCCGGUUAAUUUAAAACCACUCAUGAUAACCUUCUGGGUCUGUCGGGAAAAGUUGCUCUAGCUGAUCCUUUUUCUCAGUAGGUAUAUUUUGUUAAAUGCAAGUCUGAUAGAUUCUUGUAGCUCUUCGUGUCUUUUCUCUUGGUAUUGAUGGUGAAAGUAAUAUUUUCAAACAUUCUGUCUCCAUAUUAUGUCAAACAUUCUUGGCUUUUGGAUUAACCAACCAUCAUUGGAAUUCGGAGCUCU